AUGAAGUUCUUUACUAUUUUGAUUAUCUCUGUCGCGACAAUCGUCUCGGCGACACUCAACAAUUUUGAUGGCGGUCUUCAGGGCGUGCGACUGAACCUCGUGAAUGCGAGCUUUGGGCCCUCUCAGGGUCUCUACUACAAGGGAAUGGGCUUGGCCGAGGUUUACGAUAAAGUUGGACCGCUCCAGGCCGUCAGUGCUCACUCAAUCCCAAAUGUGCUGGCAUUUGGCAACCUCGACAGAUUGAGCGAUCCUUACCCCUACAUCACGAGCAAGUACAGUGGCUCCAGCGGCACAUUUGACCUGCAGUCAUUCUACUAUGGCUGUAUCCUUGGCAACCUGGCUGGCAGCUGCACCAUAACCAUUGCUGGGUAUAGGAAUGGCCAGAGAGUCGCGGGACAGCAGUUGUCGUUUCGACCCACGAGUCGCUUGAGCUCAAACAUGACCCAGAUCAUUCUCGACAACACUUAUCAGGGUCUAGACAGCGUCCGCUUCGUGACCGUUUUCACAGACAGAGCGUCAAAUCCGGGUCUUGGCGGUGCAACCUUUUUGGAUGACCUCCAAUUCACUCUGACUGCUGCUUAA
Messenger RNA from Pestalotiopsis fici W106-1, 582 nucleotides. RefSeq lists its product as uncharacterized. The transcript has 2 exons. Lineage: Eukaryota; Fungi; Ascomycota; Sordariomycetes; Amphisphaeriales; Sporocadaceae. Bases 1 to 582 code for a protein of 193 amino acids. The record is from RefSeq and is a predicted model, not a curated record.